Molecule: messenger RNA, 2231 nt
Organism: Labrus bergylta (ballan wrasse)
Lineage: Eukaryota; Metazoa; Chordata; Actinopteri; Labriformes; Labridae
Gene: aqp9b
Product: aquaporin 9b
Biological process (GO): water transport; glycerol transmembrane transport
Cellular component (GO): basolateral plasma membrane; plasma membrane
Molecular function (GO): glycerol channel activity; water channel activity; urea transmembrane transporter activity
Source: RefSeq, a predicted model, not a curated record
CGGCAACCUAAACCGACAAUCACACACACAUACACACAUACACACUCCCUCUUAGUUGUUAGCUGUUUGUUCAGACCGUAGGAAGACAUCAAGGAGCCGCAAAGAAAAAAAAAAAAACAUGGAAAAUGAGAAGAAGAGGAAGCUGAAGGAGAGAUUUGGCCUGAGGCGGGACAUCUUAAAGGAGUUCCUGGCGGAAUUUCUGGGAAUAUUCGUCCUGAUACUCUUUGGAUGUGGUUCAGUGGCCCAGACGGUGCUGAGUAAAGGGGGUCUUGGGGAACCUUUGACUAUCCACAUAGGUUUCACUCUGGGAGUCAUGAUGGCCGUCUACAUGGCAGGGGGAGUGUCAGGAGCUCACGUGAACCCUGCCGUCUCUCUGGCCAUGGUGAUCCUGGGGAAGUUGCCUCUGAAGAAGUUCCCUGUGUACGUGGUGGCGCAGUUCCUGGGGGCUUUUGCUGGAUCCUGUGCCGUCUAUGGGUUGUAUUAUGAUGCUUUGAUGGAAUUUACCAAUGGACAAUUCCUUGUUACUGGUGCAAAUGCUACAGCCAACAUAUUUGCAUCCUAUCCUGCAAAACACCUCUCAGUCCUAAAUGGGUUUGUUGAUCAGGUAAUUGCAACAGGCGCGUUGAUCCUGUGCAUCCUGGCCAUCACUGACAGGAGGAACAUCGGGGCUCCAAAAGGUGUAGAGCCGCUUUGCAUUGGCCUGAUCAUCAUGGCCAUCGGAGUGUCCAUGGGUCUGAACUGCGGUUAUCCCAUCAACCCAGCACGGGACCUCGGCCCACGCUUCUUCACCGCUGUGGCGGGAUGGGGCAUGGAAGUUUUCAGUGCUGGAGGUUGCUGGUGGUGGAUCCCUGUGGCAGGACCAAUGGUGGGCGGAGCAGUCGGAGCAGGAAUCUACUUUCUCUUCAUAGAGUUGCACCAUGCUGAGCCUGAGAAACAAGAGGAAAACAAUGUCCAGGACAAGUAUGAAAUGAUAACUGUAAGUUAAAUUUCAGAAUCAAGAUAGCGGAAUAAAGUUACAAUACUGUUGAGAUUCACCUCAAAAGGCAAAAAUUUCCAUCCAGACGAAGCAUUUUUAUACAUUUCUACAAUAAUUCUGAAAAAAUUACAUGUCAUGGUUUAAAAGAAAGCAUGUAUCUGAUUACAAAUAUGCAUGAAUGUUUUAUGAAGCCUUUAAUGUUUCUUUAAUUAGAAUAUCUUGUUUUUUUUUUAUUUUCCAGUUGUAUCUAGUCAAAUCUUUGUAUGGAGAGUCUCCUCUGUAUUACAGCUGUGCAGUAUUCUGUAUAGUUUAAUGUUUCUAAUCAGGAUCAUCUCCUCUCAUUCGAAAUAUUUGCCAAGUGUCUCUACAGUAUGUUUAUUUUGAAUGCUGUCUAACAAAUGGGAGCACAUAGCACUUAGAGACCACAGCAGAGGUGGGGUCAUUUUUGAUUGUUUUUAGCCGUUGUGUUACAGUCAGGACGUUUAUGUUGAAAGACUUUCUCCUUCCAUUCCCGUCAUCCUUUGCAUGUGUUUAAAAACAGUUAUGUGUUUCAUUGCUACAUGACAGUAUUUUGUUUUAGCUUUUAGUACACAUUUAUUUAGAACUUCCAGCCUUAACAUGAUUAGACUAGUGUUACUGAUUUUUUUCUCCAUAGUUUUUUGACACACAAACCUUAAUCCUAACCGUGAGAGAUUCAAUUGUACUGCAUGCAUUGACAUGGUAAAACAACACACACGUUGCACAAUACACAAUAAAUCAUGACAAUCACUUUGUCUUUUUUCAUCUCUUGAUGAGAUUUUGUGAAACAGGAAAGUUAAGAAAGUCAGAAGCACAACAUCAGAGAGGGAAUUUGUUGUAAUUUCCCAGAAUUAAACAUAAUUUGGUUCAUAUUUUGAUACAUUUCUUGCCCUGCUCUACACGUCUUUGAUGCUUUAGCUUAUGUUGUGAUUCAAUUUCUUAAUUUGUUCUUUUUGUUGUUGAUUAUUUUCAGUUGUUUUUUCUAAGGUAGAUAAUGAAUGUUAUUUUUGUCAGUAUUAUUUGUCUGAAUAAGCUAUUCUUCUUUUACACUCCUCGUUGUAUCCUGAUAUGAAGUCAAGUUUAAUGAUACUAUUUCUUUCUUCACACUAGGAUCAGUGGUGUAAGCAGAGUAUUUUGUGAUACACAAAUGUAACUUUAUGCAAUGACGAUGCUAACCCCAAAAGAUACCUGAUGUUUUCAGAGAUAAAUUGAAAAAUAAAUCAUAACAGCACUGCGA